ACGUAGUAUCCAGCAUAUCAUUAAAAACCCGCCUUUCCCAUGGCUGUACCCCCGUCAAUGCAACUAUAGACACUCCAGGAUAGAAGGAAACGUGUUUGAUCCUUCUUCACUUGCCCACGUAAAUUUCGCUUCUUUCUCCUUCUCGGUUUCUUUGAAAUGCAGAUACCGAAAACCCGAACAGAUGCAGAACUGAGCACCACAAAAGCGGGGCUUUCACCAUCUCCGCCGGAAGCCCCGCCACGCACCGCCACCGCGCGCGUUAUCUCCGGACGAAAUGGAGAAUUCUAACAGGGCUUCAAGCUUGAGCUAUGUCACUGACAUAAAUGGAAAUAUACCAUCAACAUACUCCUACUCUCUUCCAGUGGAGUCAAGAGGGAAGCAGAAGACUGAUGAAGGUGUAAGCCACCAUCAACGUUGUUUGUCUGAAAGCCUUCUCAUGGAAGAGGAACCCUUCUGGAUUGAGGAUCUUUUGAGCGAUCCAGUGGACGUAGUACAUAAAGGUCACAGGCGCUCAGCAAGUGAUAGCUUUGCAUACUUAGGGGCAUUUGCAGAGGGGUUGUAUGUGAAUAUGGCACCUGAUCUUAAGAGUCUAACCCAAUUUUCAAGUGACACAACUUCAAUUUCUCCUAAUGAGAAGAUUCAUAAGGCUUCACAUGAAUCUACUACUAGAGGGGGAUCAAUGUCUAGCGGGAAGCAUAGAAAAGAGGAAUCUACUUCACAAAAUGCUGAGAGCUCAUCUGAAAAAGCAAACAACCCACAAUCAAAAUCUUCUAUGUCAAAAGCGGAGACAAAACGUGCUAAACAGCAAUCUGCACAUAGGUCAAGGGUUCGAAAGCUUCAGCACAUAUCUGAACUUGAAAGAACAGUCCACGCAUUGCAGGUAGAAGAAUCUGUGGUAUCAGCUGAGCUUGAGUUCAUUGACCAGCACAACCUCAUACUGAGCAUGGAAAAUAGAGCCCUCAUGCAAAGACUGGACAGCUUAUCACAGGAGUUUUUCAUAAAACACAUGGAACAAGAAAUGUUAGAGCGCGAGCUUGUAAGACUACAAACUCUCCAUCAGCUACAGCUGCACCACCACUCAAACCACCUGCAUAGCAGAAGUAGGGAUCUUCUUGAAGGGCAGUUUACCAACCUCUCCUUGAGUAACAAUGCUGUCAGUUCCAGCCGGAUUGGUCCAACCAACCGUUCAGUCUGGAUCCAAUAACACAUCAGUCUCCCCAUAGCUUUGUAUGGUUUGUUUUUUGGCCCAACUUCAUCCUGCCUUGGUGAUAGGCCCUAGUCUUCUUAGGCCAUUUACUUCUCUUUUUCGAGGACCAAUUGGAAAGCUAAAAGAAAGCCUUUAGGUAUUCUUUUGGAAGUUUUAUCUUUUAAUUUAGGAGGGGAAAUGAACACAUUGGCUCUUUAAAAUCAGUUCGGACUUUCAUAUUUCAA
Molecule: messenger RNA, 1431 nt
Organism: Cuscuta epithymum
Lineage: Eukaryota; Viridiplantae; Streptophyta; Magnoliopsida; Solanales; Convolvulaceae
Source: the annotation of a GenBank genome assembly